Messenger RNA from Myodes glareolus (Bank vole), 2758 nucleotides. It is a transcript of the gene Bora, whose product is annotated as BORA aurora kinase A activator. Gene Ontology annotation, molecular function: protein kinase binding. The record is from RefSeq and is a predicted model, not a curated record. Gene Ontology annotation, cellular component: nucleus; cytoplasm. Gene Ontology annotation, biological process: activation of protein kinase activity; regulation of mitotic spindle organization; regulation of mitotic nuclear division. NCBI's taxonomy places the organism in Eukaryota, Metazoa, Chordata, Mammalia, Rodentia, Cricetidae.
CCGUGCCCUGGUUGGCCGGAGACAGCGCGGAGGGAGUUAAAGAGUCGGCGCCUGGUGCUGGGCUCUGCAGGGCAUGCUGCAACUUCCUCAUCCACCGCGGGUGUAGGCAAGUCCUCCGUGGAGGGUCAGACCCGAACCCCUGUCUGGAGCUGGACACCUCUGGGUUCCUGUCUCCAGCCGUGCCUGCGCGCUCGCCCAGAGGUGAAGAAGGGGAGCAGGGACAGGGGCACCUGGAACCUGAAUGGUCGCUGGAAGUGACGUCUCUGAUCUUUCCCGAGGCAGCCGGCUCAACUUUGAUCUGCCAGAAUUUGCUUCCUGGGCUAUGGGAGAUGUCAGCGAGUUAAAAAUGCAAAUAACACCGGAAACUCCAGGAAGGAUCCCUGUUUUAAAUCCCUUUGAAAGUCCUAGUGAUUAUUCUGACCUCCAUAAACAAACCCUUGCAAGUCCUUCUGUCUUUAAAGCCACAAAACUACCAACUCCAGGGAAAUUUAGGUGGUCUAUUGAUCAGCUGGCAAUAAUGAAUCCUGUAGAAAUAGACCCAGAGGAGAUUCAUCGUCAGGCCUCCUACCUAAGUCAUUCUCGAACAGAUAACGAUGUGGAAGACAAAAGACAAAAAGCCAUCGAAGAGUUUUUCACUAAAGAUGUCAUUGUCCCCUCUCCCUGGACUGAGCAUGACGGGAAACAGCCUGUAGAGCUUCACCCCAGCAAAUGCCUUAAUAGCAACGGUGACUCUCCUGUUGGGCAGAAGCUGACGCUUCCCUCUGAGAAGUGCAAUGCUGCCUGCCAGACUCUGCUGUCUCUUCCUGUGGAUUUUAAUCUGGAAGCCAUGUUGGGAGACUAUUUUAGAGCAGAUGACGCUGCGGACCAAUCUCCUGGGAACCUCAGUUCCUCAUCUCUCAGAAGAAAGCUCUUUUUGGAUGUGAAUGGGAGCAUCUCUGACUCCUUACCUUCAGCUUCUCCCAGAAGUCCUCCUAGCAGUGCUCAAGAAUCUCUUGAGGGACAGUUUUCUUCUAGCCCCAUUGAGAACAGUACAAGAAAGUACAGUUUGGGGAGCAUAACUAGCCCGCCGACUAUUUCUUUACCUACUUUCUCACCAAUUGCACUUGAAGCAGGAAAGACGCCACUCUCAGAACAGAGGAAGUAUAUAUUUCACUCUCCUGAAUCUUCAUCUGGAGCAAGAUCUACCGGGAUCCUCAACCCAAGCAUCAGGAGCCCGUACAUAGACGGCUGCUCACCAAUUAAAAGCUGGUCUCCUCGGAGACUGAGAGGUGGUACUCAGUACUUAUCCUCACUGAUUCGGGUCCCUUUUACUCUUGAGAACAACACUGACAGCGAAGACGAGGCUCCCUCCACAGACGUCUCUCUACCAGGCCCAAAUGCGACAGUAUCCCUUCCGCCCUUGAACUGUGAGCCUUUGGCUUGUGGCGAGCCUUCGGUAGUCACUGCCAUGUCUCUUACACAGAGCCAGUCUAGUUCUGAGAAAGAUCUAGCACCGCUGGAGGGUGUUGAAAGUGAGAGGGAAAAUGACACUGUGGAUAUGUUCGACCCUAUAGACACAGGAGAUGAGAGCACUUGGAUAAAGGAGCCAGUGAAUGAUGGGAAUUCAGCCAUGACUGGUUUUGUGAGUGGAAUUGCCUUCAAUAUUGAAAGCUCUCAUAUGUGCAUGUCGCCUCUCGCGGAAAGCAGUGUUCUGCCAUGUGAAAACAGCACUAUCCAGAUGGACAGUGGCUACACCACGCAGACUUGUGGAAGCAAUGUCACUGAUAUUGCUGGGACAGAAAGCUGCUGCAAAGAAAAUGUCACACAGUCCUUUGAAGUAGAAAUAAAAUCUCAAGUUUGUAAUAUAAAGCAGGAGCACGCAGUGCAGAGGUGCUGGCUGAGAGCUGCAGGCCCAUCACAGUGCGGCAGCCCAUAGUCUCCAGACUACAGACCACACUCAGUAGUAGCCCCCGUGUUUUUACGUACAUGUGAUAUCACGUGGCGGUGACUGGGGUAACUGCUUCACUUCAUGCCCAGCUCCCUCCGUUAUGUGAAAAAACAGUCCACAAAGGAGCUUAGUGGCAGGAACAGAAGCUCCAAGUUUUAAAUUGCAAGCUAUUUUUUUUAACCAAUAAAUAUUUUUGUAUUUGUUUUGAGUGGUUUGUUUAACAAAAAAAGUAUGACAGCUGAUGGCUUUCUCUUGUCCUAAAGGAUCAAGGAGCUACUUGUUAAAACUUGUAAUGAUAAUCCUGAAUUGCCAAUUCUUAGAACAUGAUAAAAAUGUUAAAACUGAAAGCACUAUACAUUUUUACAUGAAAACUGUGAAAGAAAUCUUGAGAUAUAAAACUCACUAAAGACGUAGAAAGGAAAUAAAGUGGACUCUGUAAAGUCCAUUUCUGUGAGGAAAUGGCUUGGUUUCCGGCAUUAGCACUCUAGCUAGCACUACUGCAAACGCUGGAAAGGCGCUGCCAUCCGCAGGGUGAGCGCGGGGAGCCACAGUAGUGUGUAUCAUCAUUCCCUCAGUCUUGGCUAGGGAGAUAAACAGAACUGAACACAGGAGAAUCAGAAUUCCCCUUGGACUUAGGACCAUGAAGAAACAAUUGGGAAAAUUGCUAAAUAAUUUUUUUUUCAAAAAAAAAUCUGUAUUAGAAGAUGGAUAUAAUGUAUGGAAAUAUCAAAGACUGUAUUUUUGUGUUUACUUAUUUUGUAAAAACUGGCAUACUCAAAAUGACUCAUUAGUCCUAGAAAAUAAAGAUGCACUAUUGUUUUGUCAUUUUCA